Messenger RNA from Hypoxylon trugodes, 2205 nucleotides. RefSeq lists its product as uncharacterized. The transcript is spliced from 2 exons. The coding region runs from base 489 to 1739 and encodes 416 amino acids. The record is from RefSeq and is a predicted model, not a curated record. Lineage: Eukaryota; Fungi; Ascomycota; Sordariomycetes; Xylariales; Hypoxylaceae.
GGACUUUUAUUUGAGACGACGAUCUUCCGUCACACCACAGAAGGGAUCAUCAUUUCUAUAUUAAGAACUGGGGCUUGUCCGACCAGGUCCCGGAACUUCCUGUCGCCUAUUGGAUAGAAUCCACAAAGUCCGGGUCCCCCGCGUCUGCCACGAGACAUCUAGAUAACGCCCAUGAUAUAUACAAAGCCCGUAAUUGGCGUACCCAUCACUCUAAAAUUCAGCCGCGCCCACCCCACCAUCCUCCUCCUAGCCAAUCACUACCCCCUCAAUGCCCGGUGCGACAAUCCUUCGGGAUUGUCGAGAUGUUCGAGUUACUCCGUUCCGUGUCGUUUGAUCCUAGAUACUUCCGAAUAGUCCGUGCUGUUGUCUGCGCACCAGUGGCGUCUUUAAUAACGGUCUAGACCCCCUUUGUUGUGAAUUUCGUAUUUUUGCUAGUUGACAAUGAAAAACACCCCCUCUCCUUUUCUUAACCUCCGGUAUAUUGGAAUAUGUCCAGCCUGGAGGGCUACGAGGGACGAUUGUGCUGCGCGAUCUGCGGCGAUGCUAUCUUGUCGCUAACGUCCAAACUUGACGAGGAGACAAGGUGGCAGGCGGAUGCUGUACUUAUUAGUGAUCCGACAAGGGGGUUUGAACAAUUGGAGGAGCAUUACCGAGGUGGGAAGAGACAGGACGCGCCACAACUAAAUCUCCGAACCGCCCAAGACAUACGAAAAGACCGAGCUCGUCUCACUGAAGGGGACUGUCUCCGAAUCGUCGAUGCUGAAGACAAUCUCGAUCCAGGGGAUGAAGUGCGAGCUAAUUAUUCAUACGGCCGCGAGGAAAAUGGUGAAUGGGCUUCGACGCCGUACUCUAUCGCAACGCAUGCAGCCUGCCUUGAGGUAGCUGAAAGUGCGAUGCGUCGCUCGCCUCACGAUAUCGUCGUGCGGGAUCUGCGCACGCUAUGGAAGGUCCUGCGCAUGCGGUUUGAAGUCGAUGAUAGCUAUUAUAUGAGCACGGUGUCAGGCACCGUAUCACGACCUCAGCGAAUUCGGUUACCCCAUAGUUACUACAUCGCGUUUCGACCCUCGGAUAUGAUAGCCGGGUAUUCCCCCAAUGAUGCUGCCGAUUUAAGUUCUGGACCGGGGAGUAAGAUUAGUAGAUGGGAAGCCGCCUACCCCCUGCACGUACCCAACGCAACCUCCGCAAUUCUCGAGAAUCUGAAUACCUUACCUCCAGCGUCAACAGCAAUCCCAGAAGCCGUGUCAUUCCAGAAGAAAUUCCUUGGAUUGCCGCGGGAGCUACAAGACCACAUAUGCUCGUUCCUGGUGUCGCGGAAUGGCAUGCCAAAUGUGUGUAACGGGUUACUACCCCAAUGGGUAUGGCGCGAAGUACUGCUCGGUGGGAAGUGUCUCCCAUUCAUGCAGGAUAUCGAUGUGACUAUUGUCGACGAAUUUUGUGCCCAGUGGGGCAGGAAUCGCAAGGACCAAGAGCCUAAUUGGGAGUUGCUCGUGCGCAAGCUCAGUCAGGAGGCCUGGGGUAUCUGGGAUGCGGAGAAUAGCAUACUGAAGGUACCCAAUGGUCUGCGAAAUCGUAGGCGGAUAUGGAAGCUGGUUGAGGAGAUGUAUGUCGGUGAUUUGGUACCUGUGAAGCGAGUGACUGGGAUGAAUAGCGAUGCUGUGGCGGUGCCAAGAUAUUGGGAUGAAAGGGGCGAGUUGGUGCAUCCUGUUGCGCGAGUCAGCGUGGGUUCAAGAGGAAAAUAAAUGCAAUCGGCGACUUCUGGUUACAUUUUUGUCAGACUAUGGGUGUGGAGGAAAUAAUUUCUAAUAUCAUCUGGUGUUGGGUGGUUGUCAAUGGAAAUACCUCGUUUCGUGUUCGCAUUUAUCGUUUCUCAAUCAAUUCUACCAUCAUCGGGCGGUCGUCUGUGCGGGAAUACCUAAUGCGAACAUCCAAUUGACAAGCAACGUCUAACCGUCUUCGCCGUUGCCAUAAUUCCUGAGAUGAAGUCAGAUCCUGACGAGACAAGCCGAACACUGAAGCUAUUCACAGUAAAUAGAAAGCGGGGCUAGGUACGUACCAUAAGAAUACAAUUCGACGUUAACAUUGAUCAGAUCCAUAGAUUUUAGUUGUCGAUAGGGAGUCAAAAGUAGUGUCAUACGAUUCUUAAUAAUUAAAAUUAGCAUAAAACCCUUCUAAGUCACUUCAGCCAGCGGCAAACUUACUCCAGCU